This is a messenger RNA of Selaginella moellendorffii, 644 nucleotides long. RefSeq names its product solute carrier family 40 member 2. NCBI's taxonomy places the organism in Eukaryota, Viridiplantae, Streptophyta, Lycopodiopsida, Selaginellales, Selaginellaceae. Gene Ontology annotation, molecular function: iron ion transmembrane transporter activity. The record is from RefSeq and is a predicted model, not a curated record. The coding region runs from base 18 to 644 and encodes 208 amino acids. Gene Ontology annotation, cellular component: membrane. The transcript is spliced from 2 exons. Gene Ontology annotation, biological process: iron ion transmembrane transport.
CAUUUGCAAGCAUCACUAUGGUGGACGGGGAGCUUUGCGGUCGGGAUGGCGAUGGUGGCGAGGAGUUUAAUUCUUCUCAGACGCUUCUCGUGGCGUUGGAUCAAUUUGGAGGAGAGGAAGAAGAGGAGGAGGAAGAGGUGGUGGAUUUGAGGCUCUUGUACGCGGCUCAGUUCUUGGGGCGAUGGGGAGCCGGAAUGUGGGAUUUCCUGGUCGCUCUGCUGCUCAUGAGAGUGGGAUCCAAUUCUCUGCUCCUCACCGCGGCGUAUGGCCUCGUCCAGGCCGCCGCAACGUCGGCAUUCGGCGCUGCCAUUGGAAGCGCAGUCGACAAAAUCAGCCACAUCAAGGCGAGCAAAGCCAAACGCUUGCGAUCGUUCUUUCCUCUAAUUCUGUGUGACCAUGCGCAGCUUCUCCGGCUUGGAAUCGGGACACGAAACGUGUCCAUCGCCUUGUCCGCCACUGCCCUUUCGCCGCUGCUCAUCCCGGGAUCAAUCCCGCCAUUGGGCAGGAAACUCGCGAUCGCAAGUGUCCAUUCCCUGGGCGCCGUGGGGAUUCUCAGCGGGCUGGCGGUGGGAAUCCUGCUCGAGCGGGACUGGUCGGAGUCCUCUGUUUUUAGGGAUUUGGGAUUUCUUUUAACGGUCUCUUGA